Molecule: messenger RNA, 1830 nt
Organism: Enterobius vermicularis (human pinworm)
Lineage: Eukaryota; Metazoa; Nematoda; Chromadorea; Rhabditida; Oxyuridae
Source: the annotation of a GenBank genome assembly
AUGCUCUGUUUUUCGUCCUAUCGUCUACCACUGUAUUUGAGCUUAGUUUCACUUAGUUUAGCAGCUACAACAGUCCGUCCAAAUCAUGUAGCAAUUAAUGAAAAGCGUAAACACAUUGACAUAGAUUCGUCUUGGUUGGAUAAGACUGGUAAGGAAGUUCAACGGGUAGGUUUAGACGCCAGCGACAAAGAAAAAGUGAUUGUUGACCUGCUUAAUUACAAGAAACAAUUAUCGGCAUCUGUACACGGUAACGUUGCUGCAGCUGAAACAUCUGAUGGCAAACGGGCUCAGGUACAGCGUUUUGGCGAUAAAGGAGGCCUGGCUCAAGUUGAUGGACAUAAAGGACAGUUGAAACUGAAAGAAGACGAAGAAGGAAAACAUGCUAAUUUGAAAGCUGACGGUAAAUAUGAACUGGAUACAAUUGCAAAAGGUUCACUGAAAACACCGGAAGAUACCGAAUUUCUGGCAACAAAUGAACGUUUCAAUUUCCAGUUGAACCCAAAAACACAGAAUAAUAACAGUGGUUCUGGUACAGUAUUUUAUUAUGAUAAGGAAAAGAAUAAAUCUGGUAAAUAUGCUUAUACAAUAAAGCAAAAUGGUAAAAAAACUGAUGCCACAUUAUCGGCACAUGAUAUCGGUAAGGAUGAUGAAUUUGCACAGUCAUUAUUUGGACGACGAACAGAAAAAUAUCAUUGCACAGCUGAAACACCGGGAAUUUCACAGUGCUAUGAUGCACAGGGAAGAAGUGCAGGUAAAGUUGUUGCUGAUAAAAAUGGUAAUACUAUUGUCUACAAUGAUAAAGAUGUUCCAAUUGCAACUGGAACUGUACAAAAACUUGGCGAUCGAUCAUAUCAAGCAGUUAUCAGUAAAAAUUUGUUUAUUGCAAAACUAAAAGAUGCACGAACAUCGGCUUGUUGCAAAGAAGUUAGCGGUCAACCGUGUACAGAGCCGAUUAAACUAUCUAACCCAACAUUCCAUCAUCCAUCUGAACGCGAUGGUAACGGAACACUAAAACUCACCUGGCCAGACUGUUUUGAUAUGGGUAUUGAUGUGGAAUUACCGCCACGUGUUCACAUUAAUCGGCUAGCAAUGAAGCUUGAUGUCAUGAUCCAACCAAUUGGAAAAUUACGAUGUAUGGAUGUAGCUACAUGUGGCCGUGAAUGCUUCUACUGUGACUGGUGUAAACAGACUAGAAAGAUUAAAUUAUUGGAAAAUACGGAUGGUAAUCUUUGUCGAUCAACUGAAGAACGAAAAUACCACUUGACAGUGAAGCUUUGUCCACCGCCAGAAGAUCCAAAUUUUACUAUGUGUUCAGCGUUUUCUAAAUCUGUUUGGCAAAAAGACUAUUGGAAUAAAGAAGGUGCUGUGGACGUCUGGAUGAAAUUUUACGAAAGAGCAAAUACUCGUGAAGAAUUAGAAAAAGAAUUCUUUUCUCAAAUAGACAAUCCACUGCUCGGAAAAGCCUUUAAGUUGGCUAUGAUCGGCGAAUGGCUUGCUGCAAACAGUAUUGAGCAAGGAUCCUACACACCUAGCAAUAUGGAGUUACUGGAAUACUGGGUAUCCAAACGAGCGCCAGAUAGGUUGCUGGCCUGUCAACAUGCUGUUGUAGACUAUGAAAUUGAAGGAGCUAAACUGAAAACUAAUCUUCUUUUUGAAGCAGCAACUACAGCCAAUUCGCUACCAAACAUAUUCAAAGACAAAAAAUGCGCAGCAUUUGAAAAACUGCAAGAGCAAAGAUUUCAAACAGAAGCGGAAGAUUAUAAACGAAGAACUGGUGGCUCCAAUAUUUUAAGUGGUCUCGGGAAUCUUUUCGGCAUUCGAGGAAAAUGA